Molecule: messenger RNA, 1537 nt
Organism: Magnolia sinica
Lineage: Eukaryota; Viridiplantae; Streptophyta; Magnoliopsida; Magnoliales; Magnoliaceae
Exons: 4
Coding region: 486-1064 (192 amino acids)
Source: RefSeq, a predicted model, not a curated record
AUACCACAACUGGUGGGGUACUGUACAAUCUUUCCUUCCAAAAUGCCGCUUGUGUAGGACAUCAAAAUGAUAGGCCCCACCAUGAGGAUUAUGCUUCUAGAAAACCCAGGCUGAUUCACUCACUUUAUUGACCACACCUUAAUGUCGAGUCAGACUAUCUGUUUUCGAUUGAUUACAGUGGUAUGUCCAUCUGAUGCAUGAAAAGGACAGAUUUUUGUUCCAACUUUCAAGUGAUCUUCCUGGUGGGUCCUAUUGCAUUCACAGUGUUGAUGCCACACAAGUGGUAUGUUUGUGCCAAAGAUGGUAUGGUGCCACAAGUUGUGGUGAAAGUGCAAACGUGGGAAAUAAUUCUUUCAUUUUGUUUUCUGCUGCAGGUCUCCUUGGAGAUAUUUUCUCCCUAAUUCACAAUAUCUUGGAGACCAGGGUAUCGGUUGUUAUUGCUGGUGAAUGCUUGAGACUUCUGGUUUUCCUGAACACAAUGUCACAUGCAAGUGAAUGUCAGGAAGAUGUUAUGGGCGUGCUUGGUCAGUGGAAUUGAAUGGAUAUCAACUGAGAUUAAAGCUACUCAGGGCGAGAAUGCAACUCAGGUGAAAUCCACAUGUUCAUCUCCAUUUCCAAUCAUCAAGAUACCAUUGCAGAUGGACAAAGAGCCUCAAGAUAAUGUUUUAGAACCGGUGACAACUCAUCCCAACACUAGUAGCAUGGAAAAAGAAACCAACCACCAAAGCAAAAAUGACUUUGAGGAGGGUUCGGAUUUUGAACUGCACGAGGAUGGUGGACAGGAGAAUGAUGCGUGGAAUCCAGAGGGUUGUGGAGAGAAUGUAUUAACAAGACAAGGCAAUGGAAAUGAUCUCCAAGAGUUCUUUAGUCCACAACCUCUCAAAAAUGCCGAAUUGCCAAACAACAUCAACCCUGUUUGUGGGAAUGAGGGUCCAGUGAUCAGAACCAACGGUGAUGAAAAUGAGGAAGACCUCUCCGAUCUUCGAUCGGUUGAGGAUGUUGCAGAAUUGAGUACUUACCAUUAUUUGCCAGUGGGUGAGCAGAUUGAUGAGAAGCUGAGGUGAUGGAAUUGAUCUCCAGGAAUCCUGGAAUUCAGUGGAUUGAGGAUGCUGAAGAGUUGAACAAAGAAAGGCAUUUAGAGAGCGGCAGCGAGAGGAUGAUGAGGACACAAGAUGAUGAGAAUAGUAAAUCAAGAGAUUUCUAAUCCACAGCCAGCUGAAGGUGUGGAGGAUACAAGUGACAGACAACAGCUGGGUGGUGAUUGACAAGAAACAAUAAUCUCACAAUGGCCUUCUGAUGCUCAACCUCCCUAGGGCGCCAGAAUGACCAUACAUAAAAAUGGUGAUCAAGAGAUUUCUGAUCUAAAACCGAAGCAAAUAAAUACAAACCGAAGUAAAUAAAGUACUAGCUGGAUUGAAAUUCUGCACGUCGAAGUGGUGAAAAGCUCUUUCAACAUAACUGUUUUGAGUUAUGUACACUUUCCUGCCUUUUUGCUCCAAAUAUAGUCAUUCAAAGAAUAUAAUUAAUGACUCCUAAA